AUAUUGCCAAAUAAGUGUAUGCUCCUAAUCACUAAUAAACCGUACAAUUAAGCGUACAACUGGAAAAGACGGUGAACACAGAAGCAACAGCAAGCAUAAUAUAUUUCUAAGCAAAGGAAAUGAUGAAGAAAAACAUAUAUUAUUUAUUUAGGACAAUCAGGUGCUAGCUUUCUAUUAAAGUGCUGGCAAGCUAUAAGUGUUGAGUGGUCUAUUGCAGUUUCAGAAUAUAUUUUGAUGUUACAGCGGAGAGACAGUACAGAAUCUGUGGCCUACGACUGAGCUGUGAUCAUGAGCGUGCGCCAAACAAAGAAAGAGAACGCUACAUUCGUUGAACAGAACAAAUCAGAGUUUUGCAAACUCCUACUGACACAGCAUCUAUUGUCGAGUACCAAAUACGAUGCGUAUUUUAGAUAGAUUUGUGCGUCGCCUCAAUCUCGGAUAGUUUGCGCACAACCGUCAUUGCUCAGCCCAGAACACGGUUAGCCGUUAAUCAAAUGAUUGAACAAAGCUAAUAUUGAUUCGUGAAAUUGCAAAAGUCAUAAAAAAAGAAAAAGAAGCGUUUCAACGUGUUCUGAUUUCUGUUUCAGAGACUAGCAGACCAAAUUGGUUAAGAUCAUACGAAACCUAAUCUAGUUAUUGGUAGUCUGAUUUUUUUGGGGGGCUGAUAGUGUAAAACAGUAACGAAAUUUAAAUGAAACGUAUAGAUGCAGUGGUUGCUUCUAAACAUUGAUAUUAUUUCUAAAAAAGGAAAAAGAUUUGUCGUUAUUUCUAUAUGAAAAAGAAAAAAGCGUGGAAAAAAAAAGAAAUUCAUCUCUUACUGUACAUAUUUCAUGUAUUUAUGUACGAAUGUACACGUAUGAAUACGUGUAUAUAUUACAUUAUGCUAUAAAAAUGUAAUGUUACUGUUCUUGAUUGUUUUAAUUUCUUUGAACUUACAGUUUUGAGGAUGGUUCUACCGUGGGAACUGCUGCACGACACCGUUCCUUUUUUUCAUCUCUUUAAAUCACUUUUUUUUCACUUGUUCAUACUAAGAAUUCUGUAAAGACCCAUGAAAAUUACUUUUACAAGAAUUUUACAGUAUAUUUAUAUAGCAAAUAUUAAAUAAUUUGGUUAAAAAUUAAUCAUGCGUACAUUUCAAAUGUUGUUUAAUUUUAAUAAACAGUAAGCAUACAAAUUAAGAAAUCAAAUCUGUAUAUCGUGUAAAUUUACAAGUUAACUUUAGUAUUUCCAUUAUCAUAGAGAGUAAAAAUCAAGCGUUGUCAACGUAAAUAAUUCUUAUACAAGCCCUGGGGAGUAUAUGUGAUGGUGGAAAUAUUAAAUACAAUUAUUUAUCAUGUCACACAUUUAUCUAAUGCCGAUUUUCUUCGUAGGAAGUGCAUCAGAGUUCUUGCCAGGCCCUAUAUAUGACCUUAAUCAAAUUGGACAAGUUGUUGCGGGACCUGGAGCCAAGUACCUUACACUACCUGGCAUUCUAGGUGCAGGUCUUCCGAAAAUUACAUCUGAACAGCAAGAUACAGUAAACAGAGCAAAGAAGUAUGCAAUGGAACAGAGCAUCAAAAUGGUUCUGAUGAAGCAAACCCUUGCUCAUCAACAACAGCAAAUGGCUAGUCAACGGAAUCAGGUGCAGAGACAGCAGGCUCUCGCCCUCAUGUGCAGGGUAUAUGUGGGCAGCAUCAGUUUCGAAUUAAAAGAGGAUACAAUCAGGCAAGCUUUCUUGCCGUUUGGUCCUAUCAAGUCGAUCAACAUGUCCUGGGAUCCUGUUACUCAGAAGCACAAAGGAUUUGCAUUCGUCGAAUACGAGAUACCUGAAGCAGCACAACUUGCUUUGGAACAAAUGAAUGGUGUCAUGAUUGGUGGACGUAACAUCAAGGUCGUGGGGCGUCCGUCGAAUAUGCCCCAAGCUCAAUCCGUAAUAGACGAAAUUACCGAAGAGAGCAAACACUAUAAUCGUAUUUACAUUGCGUCCAUUCAUCAGGAUUUAACCGAAGACGAUAUUAAGUCUGUAUUCGAAGCAUUCGGUCCUAUUACCUAUUGCAAAUUAGCACAAGGUAGCUCGCCUCAUCGACACAAAGGUUACGGUUUUAUCGAAUAUGAAACAAUGCAAGCAGCUUUAGAGGCUAUCGCAUCAAUGAAUUUAUUCGAUUUGGGUGGUCAGUAUUUACGUGUAGGCAGAGCUAUUACUCCACCGAAUGCUCUUAUGGGUCCCCCAAGUGGAACCAGUAUGAUGCCUACAGCGGCAGCUGUUGCAGCUGCUGCUGCAACCGCAAAGAUUCAAGCGAUGGAUGCGGUAGCUAGUAAUGCAGUUGCUCUCGGUUUGACCAAACUUGGAGCAGCAGCUCCACCGAUUUUGAAUCAAGCUUUGCCUGGCAUAGUAAGACCUACAAUCGCUCCUGCGACAAUGAUGGCACCGCCUACUAUAGCAACGGUAGCACCGGUUAUACCACCCCCUGGUAUAGCUAUACCACAGACUUUAACUCGACCGCCGGCAAUAAUUCAACCGAUACCUGGACAACCAGUUGUUAUACCGCCUCCAGCUGUUGUUGCACCCACCAUUGUAGGAACUCCUGUUAUACCAGUCACAACUACGACAAAUUCCGAUAUAAUGAGGCGAGCACAAGAGCAAGCAGCUCAUCAGAAACAGCAAGAAGAAUUGCAAAAGAAGUUGUUAGAAGAAACAGAACCACAAACGUUACAGCAACAAGAGAAUAUGUCGAUUAAAGGACAAAGUGCACGUCAUCUAGUGAUGCAAAAACUAAUGCGUAAAGUUGAAUCCCGAGUUGUUAUUUUACGAAAUAUGGUAGCUCCGGAAGAUGUAGAUGAAAGUUUACAGGAAGAAAUUCAAGAUGAAUGUUCCAAAUUUGGAGUUGUAGAAAGAGUUAUUAUUUAUAAUGAACGUCAAUCUGAAGAUGACGAAGAUGCAGAAGUAAUCGUAAAAAUUUUUGUUGAAUUCUCCCAAAUGAGUGAGGCUGAACGUGCAAGGGAUUCUUUAAAUGGUCGUUACUUUGGUGGACGAUUGGUAAAGGGAGAGUUAUACGAUCAAGCUCUAUUUGACAAUAGUGACUUUUCUGGUUGAUCAAGAAAUAUUUGUAAGCUAUUGAAUUCCGCGAUUUCUUUCAUCCGAAAGAAUUUAUAUUUACUAUUGACUGAUGUUUCAUAUGUCAGCACUUGAAAUACUUCUUACGAUAAACUUCAACAAUUGUAAUCUGUCUCCUCUUCAAAAACUAUAGAUGUUAUAGAUUUUAAUUUUUGCUUAUCUACACCUGCGUACCUUAAAAAUCAGUAGACGGAUCGAAGUUACUAAACCAGUACCUAGUAGAACGAUAUUUUUAAAAGCUAUGAUUUUAUUAAAAUAAAAAUUUAAAAGAGAUAGCAUUAUUAAUAAAUUAUUAAUAGUAAUUCAAAUAUUAAUUUUCUGAAGGAAGAGGAUUUCCUGUUAAAUAUCGAUACCUUAUCAAUGCUAAAAAGAUUGAUAGCAUACAAAAGGACACACCCAAGUGUAUAUGCAUAAAAGUGUAGGACAUUAAUAACUUGUUUUACAUACAGGCUAUACUUAAUACAAACAAUAAAUACGUAAAUUAUAUAUCAACACAAGUAUAUGUUACAAUAAAAUUUGUACAUAUUUACUAAA
This is a messenger RNA of Osmia bicornis bicornis, 3628 nucleotides long. RefSeq names its product poly(U)-binding-splicing factor half pint (gene hfp). Gene Ontology annotation, cellular component: catalytic step 2 spliceosome; precatalytic spliceosome. NCBI's taxonomy places the organism in Eukaryota, Metazoa, Arthropoda, Insecta, Hymenoptera, Megachilidae. Gene Ontology annotation, molecular function: RNA binding. Gene Ontology annotation, biological process: regulation of alternative mRNA splicing, via spliceosome; mRNA splice site recognition; alternative mRNA splicing, via spliceosome. The record is from RefSeq and is a predicted model, not a curated record. The coding region runs from base 1334 to 3073 and encodes 579 amino acids. The transcript is spliced from 10 exons.